AUGCCUGUCCUCACAUCAGCCGGCAGCGACUCGGAUUCCUCCCAGCACAGCGGUCAUCUUCAUGGAGACCAGUCACUAUAUACCAGAUCCAGCCUACUCAUCAGCGCCUUCACGGCGGUAAUCGCAGCCUCGUACCUAUUCCAGAAGCUCGUGCUGCCUCGCUUCUCAGCGCGGCGUUCUGGGCACUAUAUCAGCAGAAAUCCCUAUCCGCCACGAGGAUUUGCCUCCUGGAUCUCCUCUGACUCUAAAGCGGAGCUUAUAGACAGUUGGGAGCAAGCCAGACAGGGACAGGGCCACUUUGAAAAGCAGGCUAGUUGGACCAUAAGCAGAGGGGAAGCAAGUGGCACAACUCCAGUGGGAUUGGGUGGAUCUGUCGAAGGAAGCAGCGUUAGGAGCAUGGAAGAAGAGGAGCGGACAACUCACACUGAAAUUAAAGGGUCACGUGGAGUCAGCAAUGAGUCGAGCUAUGGCGCCGAGCAGGAGUCAAGUGGCCUGCCUCAUCCUGACCCUUUCUUCCCCGCUGCUGCUGAGGAGAGCGACCAUGUCAGAACAUCAUCAUCGUUUCAUUCGCUCCCGCCAUUGGACGAUGUUGGCGAUGAGUUCCCCGGUCUCGCCGAGACAGAAAAGGAUAGCAUGGACGAUGACCUCGCCUCGAGGCAAUGGGGGUAUGGGGGUGUCAUGACCACGAGUCGCUCUACAACUCCUUUCUUCGGCCGUCCUUAUGGUAUGGCAGAUGAUUUGGGGGUGAUGUACGAUCCCGACGGAGGUUUCAACGCCCUUUCGGUCAUGGGCAGAGGGCAACCGGUACAACAGCAUCUCGAACUGGGGCCCACUAGCCAACCACAGUCUCAAUCCAUGACACCCACAGAGCUGGCCACCGGUUCGUUCCACCGCGGCCGCCAGACAUACUUUGAAACCCGCAUGCCUUUUGCAGGAUACGCGCAAUCGAAUCCUGCCGAGUUAGAGGCUGUCGCCAUCGAUACUCCGGGCUUUGAUUAUUAUCAGAGCCAAAUCCCGAGCUACAUCACGGCAAGGACAGAUCCGAGCAAUGAGGACACUGGGUCAGACAACCGAGUUGGCUCAUCACGUCUUAAUUCACCUUCCGUUGGCUCCUCCAGACGAAGAGGUUUCACCAAAACUAUCCCCAUACCAGCAGAUACCUAUGGACCAAGUUCAACCGGGCCAGUAGGCGCAUACCACAGCCAAAGCACCAUGUCGAACACCUCAUUUUCCCCUUCUUCAUAUCCACCAACGUCUCCUCUUCUCCCCCCUCCCCCGCUGACCGACUACCCCUUCGACCCGGCCUCGAUCAUGUUUCCCGGGGCAGGCGCAGUGGAUGGAGGAGUCAGAAUAGUCUACGCGGAGCACGACCACGACCACGGCCAUGAGGACAGCAGCACGUACGGUGCCCACGGCGAAGCCCCCGAUGAAGGCCCGGACGCAUUCAAUCAUUCUAGUGCCAGCUGGACGAGGCAUACCCGCGUGUAUGGUGGAGGCGGGGUGUGCCUGGCUUGUGCUGCGGCCGGGGGCGGUGGCUUCUACGGUGCGAGGGUGCGGCCCGAGGACAAGCGGUGA
This is a messenger RNA of Diaporthe amygdali, 1575 nucleotides long. RefSeq lists its product as uncharacterized. The transcript has a single exon. Bases 1 to 1575 code for a protein of 524 amino acids. NCBI's taxonomy places the organism in Eukaryota, Fungi, Ascomycota, Sordariomycetes, Diaporthales, Diaporthaceae. The record is from RefSeq and is a predicted model, not a curated record.